Messenger RNA from Ochotona princeps (American pika), 1460 nucleotides. It is a transcript of the gene LRRC10, whose product is annotated as leucine rich repeat containing 10. Lineage: Eukaryota; Metazoa; Chordata; Mammalia; Lagomorpha; Ochotonidae. The record is from RefSeq and is a predicted model, not a curated record. The transcript has a single exon. Bases 61 to 900 code for a protein of 279 amino acids. Gene Ontology annotation, molecular function: protein binding.
AGGCGCGACGGGGCGCCAGGCAGUCAGUGGGCUAGGGCUCACCACGCCUCCGGCCUCCUCAUGGGGAACGCCAUCAGGGCCCUGGUGGCCCUCAUCCCUGCUGACCGCUGCCAGAAGUUCGUGGCGGGUGAGCUCCAGGAGAUGCCCCUGGACAGGACGGUGGACCUCAGCGGGUGCCAGCUGCGCCGCUUUCCCCUGCACGUGUGCGCCUUUACGGAGUUGGUCAAGCUGUACCUGAGUGACAACCACCUGCACAGCCUGCCCCCGGAGCUGGGCCGCCUGCAGAACCUGCAGAUCCUGGCCUUGGAUUUCAACCACUUCCAGGCCCUGCCCCGGGUGGUAUGCACUCUCAACCAGCUCUGUAUCCUCUACCUGGGCAACAACAAGCUCCGCGACCUCCCCUGGGAGCUCAGCCUUCUCCAGAACCUCCGGACCCUGUGGAUUGAAGCCAACCGCCUCCCCCGGCUGCCGGAAGUAGUCUGCGAGCUGCGCCUCCUCAGGACCCUGCACGCAGGCUCCAACGCCCUGCGCGGGCUGCCGGGCCAGCUCCAGCGCCUCUCGGAGCUCCGGACCAUCUGGCUGUCAGGCAACCUACUGAGUGACUUCCCGCCGGUGCUGCUGCACAUGCCUUCCCUGGAGGUGAUUGACGUGGACCGGAACCACAUCCAGCACUUCCCCAGCCUGGCCCACCUGUCAGGCCUGAAGCUGGUCAUUUAUGACCACAACCCCUGCAGGAACGCACCCAAGGUGGCCAAGGGUGUGCGCCGCGUGGGGAGGUGGGCGGAGGAGACGCCAGAGCCCAACCCCAGGAAAGCCAGGCGCUAUGCUCUGGCCCAGGAGGAAAGCCAGGAGCCGCAGACACCUGCUCUCCCUCCUCCUCUCCUUCCUCCCGGCUCUUGAAGAUUUGUCUUCCCGGAGCGAACACCAACCUGUCCUGGAGUCCUUGUUAUUGGUGACCUGCCACCAGGGUUGAGGGAGAGUCAAGUGGACUGCCACAAAUCCACAUGGAGAACAACAAAAAUCCCAAAGGGAAGUUACAUGCUCUUGUCAACCCCGAGUAAUCACAUCUUCGACAGAAAACAGCUUCUCCAAGCAGGUAUUUUGAUACUGAGGGAGAAGGAAUGGGUCACUCUGGCCUCCUGCACUUCCCAGGGGUGGCUGGCGCGAGGCUUGUAGGCCCCUCCCAUACAGCAUCUGCAUGUUCAGGGGACUUGGCCCCGGCCCUCUCCUUUACAGACUUACUCUCUUUGCAUGACCAUGAAUGGUAUGGAUGUAUUGUGACUAACCCAGGUCACCAAAAGGACCUUUCUAACCGGUCAGACUCAUAGCAAAGAGCUUCUGCUGUUGGGAAAACUCAGCAUGCAAGAUCGUCCGGCAGCUUAGUGCCAGCUGAAGCCACUGGUACAGACCAGCUCAGUGGACUCCAGCUGUAUCCUCAAUCCCGAUUUAGCUCAACGCCC